AUGCUUCUCCCCAAGACACUGGCCCUGGCCGCCUUGGUCAGCCAAGUCCUCGCGCAGCCCGCCCCCUUCCCGCUCUCUUCUCUGAAGCUGCUCCCCUCUCGAUGGAUGUCCAACCAGGACCGCACGUUGAGCUACCUCCUCGACGUCGACGUUGACCGUCUGCUGUACAACUUCCGCGCCAACCACGGCCUCGACACCCAGGAUGUCACUGUCAACGGUGGCUGGGACGCACCCGAUUUCCCCUUCCGCACGCAUGUCCAGGGCCACUUCCUGACGGCGUGGUCGCACUGUUGGGCCGUGCUCUCAAACGAAGAGUGCAAGUCGCGCGCCGAGUACUUUGUCCAGGAGUUGGCCAAGUGCCAGGCGAACAAUGAGGAGGCUGGCUUCGGCACGGGCUACCUCAGCGGGUUCCCCGAGUCGGAGUUUGCCAAGGUCGAGGACAGGACGCUGGACAAUGGCAACGUCCCGUACUACUCUAUCCACAAGACCAUGGCCGGCCUGCUCGACGUGUACCGCCAACUGCAGGAUGAGACAGCCCUCGAGGUGCUCGUUCGCAUGGGCGACUGGGUCGACGCACGCAGCGCCGCCCUGAGCGAGGCGCAGAUGCAGGAGAUGCUGCAGACCGAGUACGGCGGCAUCAACGACAUCUUUGCCCAGAUGUACCUCGAGACGGGGACAGCCAAGUGGCUCGACGUGGCCCAGCGGUUCGACCACCACCGCAUCUUCAACCCCCUCGCCGAGGGCCGCGACGAGCUCGCCGGCCUACACGCCAACACCCAAGCCCAAAAGCUCAUUGGCGUCUGGCACGAGUACGAGGCGACCAACGACACGUACUACCUCGACGUCGCCCGGAACGCGUGGUCCCUCGUCGUGCACGCGCACUCGUAUGCGGUCGGCGGCAACUCGCAGGCCGAGCACUUUCGCGACCCGGACGCCAUCUCCACGUAUCUCGACGAGGACACGUGCGAGACGUGCAACACGUACAACAUGCUCAAGCUGACGCGCGCGCUGUUUACGCAUGACCCGGAUGGCACAACGACCUACUUUGACUUUUACGAGCGCGCCCUGCUGAACCACUUGCUGGGCGUGCAGCACCCGCAGAGCGAGCACGGGCAUAUUACCUACUUUACGCCCCUGAACCCAGGCGGCCGGCGCGGUGUCGGGCCUGCGUGGGGUGGCGGCACGUACAGCACCGACUAUGACAGUUUCUGGUGCUGUCAGGGGACCAGCCUCGAGACCAACACCAAGUUCAUGGACUCCAUCUACUGGCAGGAUGAAGACGUCUUGUACGUGAACCUGUUCAUCUCGUCAGAGGUGCAGUGGGACAAGGUCACGGUGCGGCAGGAGACCAACUUCCCUGUCGAGGAUACGACCACGCUUACAGUUGAUGGCGAUGGUGACUUCGAGGUGCGCCUCCGGAUCCCAAGUUGGACAGCCGGUGACGCAUCGCUCACGGUCAACGGCGAGGUCAGCGAUGUUGUCCUUGACGCAGGGCGCUACGCCUCCGUUCAAAGGACAUGGUCGUCGGGAGACAAAGUAGAACUCACGCUACCCAUGGAUCUGCACACGAUCCCGGCCAACGACGACCCCAACGUCGCCGCGCUGGCGUACGGACCCACGGUGCUGUCGGGGAAGUACGGGGAUCGAUCUCUCGACGCGCUGCCGGUGCUGGAUGUGAACAGCGUCGAAAAGGUGAGUGAGGGAUUGGUGUUUGAGGGCAAGGCGGAUGGCGAGACGGUUGAGCUGGGUGGGUUUUAUGAUGCGCACGAUGUGAACUAUAACGUGUACUGGCGGUUGAGCGAGUAA
Emericellopsis atlantica is the source of this 1806-nucleotide messenger RNA. RefSeq lists its product as uncharacterized. NCBI's taxonomy places the organism in Eukaryota, Fungi, Ascomycota, Sordariomycetes, Hypocreales, Bionectriaceae. The transcript has a single exon. The record is from RefSeq and is a predicted model, not a curated record. Bases 1 to 1806 code for a protein of 601 amino acids. Gene Ontology annotation, biological process: carbohydrate metabolic process.